Messenger RNA from Brassica napus (rape), 1912 nucleotides. Its product is annotated as protein CHROMATIN REMODELING 35-like. The transcript is spliced from 6 exons. The coding region runs from base 259 to 1752 and encodes 497 amino acids. Gene Ontology annotation, molecular function: ATP binding; ATP-dependent chromatin remodeler activity. Lineage: Eukaryota; Viridiplantae; Streptophyta; Magnoliopsida; Brassicales; Brassicaceae. Gene Ontology annotation, biological process: gene silencing by siRNA-directed DNA methylation. The record is from RefSeq and is a predicted model, not a curated record.
CAGGAGCAACAAACCCAAUCUCAGGGAAAGGUAUCUAAAACACUAGCGCAGAAGAUCGGAACAUCUAUCGUGCGUGCCAUUGCACCAUCGAAGGUUAGGGUUUACGCUGUUGUCAACAUCAUUGUGAUUUGUGACUACGAUUUCCUUGCUGUUCAAUGAGGUACUUUCCUUCUCUUAUCGUUCUUAAUCUAAUUACAUAGCUUUCUAGAUCUUAUUCGUUGAUUUUCAUGAAUCUGAGGGAUUGCUUGCUCUGAGAUCAUGGUCAAUGCAAAUCAAAAUUAUGUGCUUUGCUGUUUAUGCUGGUUUGUGGAGAACAAAUUGCAGAAUUUUGCUUCACACCACUCGGAUGUCCUUGAGAACUUGAGUCCGACAGUCAUGGACCGUGACCACCAUGAUAAAAUGGAAUCAAGGAGAGGCAGCGGUAGAAGCUUAGUAUCAGAAGUUGUAUCAACCUUUGUAUACAAAGCUUGGAUUUUGAGGUCGGAGAGCAAGAGGAUUAGCCAAUCAGAACUCGCCAAGCGUCCUGACCCGUUCUUUCUACUGGAUCUCCUUGAUUGGUUUGAAGAGAGCAAAUACGGUUGGCUAGCUGAUGAUGUUAAGAGGCUUUGUGAGCUCAAAAGGAAACUCUUGAACGGUUCUGUCUCAGUGGAUCUGCCUCAAGAAUCAGUCACUACUGAAGAUUGCUCAGGAUCUGAUGCCAGUCCUGAACGUUAUAACGAGGAGGAUUCAUCAUCCAAGACACCUACUGAUGAUGACAAUGAAACUCAUCUAAAUGGAGUUGAUGAAGAAGAAGAGGCAGAACUCUGGAGGCAAAUGGCUUUUGCUCAAGAAUCAUCUAAAGUAACGGUGGAGAAUGUACAAGACAACGAUCCCAAACAAACCGAAGACUGUGAGCACUCCUUCAUCUACAAGGAUGACGUUGGAGAAGUCUGCCGUGUUUGUGGACUCAUCAAAACACCCAUCGAAAACAUCAUCGAAGUUGUCUACUACAAGCCCAAGAGAUCAAGAAGAGCUUACACACGCGAACAAGAAGAAGAAACAGAAACAACGAGGAUGGACUUCACAGAAACCCACUCUUCUUCUCACACCAACAACAUCUUAGGAGACAAGAUGUUCAUCCAUCCAAGGCACGACUACGAGAUGAGACCCCACCAGAUCGUAGGCUUCAAGUUCCUAUGCAACAACCUCACAUCCGAGGACCCAGGCGGGUGCAUCUUAGCCCACGCGCCGGGAUCAGGCAAAACAUUCCUCCUCUUCAGCUUCCUCCAAAGCUUCAUGGCCAUGGAUCCGCAAGCCAAACCGUUAAUAGUCCUCCCAAAGGGAAUCAUAGAGUCUUGGAAGAGAGAGUUCACUAAAUGGGCGGUGGAGAACAUCCCUCUCUACAGCGUCAAAGCCGAAUCAAGAAGACAGCAGCUAAAGGUUCUGAGAGAAUGGGUUGAAGAGAGAAGCAUACUCUUUCUAGGCUACCAACAGUUUGCAAAGAUCAUAUGCGAUGAUAGUAUUAACAUAGAUGAUGAGGUGUCAGAAGAUUGUAAACGUAUUCUCCUCGAGAAGCCGACUUUGCUUAUCCUCGACGAAGGACACACGUCUAGAAACAAAGAGACUAACAUGCUCAUCUCCCUCGCACGCGUCAGGACACCUAGAAAAGUAGUUCUCACUGGUACAUUUGUAUUCAUAAUGGCUGAUUGGUACACUCUAACUCUAAACAAUAGGUUUACAUUGUUCACAUUAAACAGCUUUGUGAGAUUAUGAAUGGUGUGGUUGAAGUUGAAGGUGCACCAGAAGAACUCUGGAAGGGUUAAAGCUGGUGGUCAAACGCUUCAUCAAGCAGGUAGAGUUGAAUAUUGAGUUUGUACACAAUACUAUCAAAGCAUCAUAGCUACCAUUUAUAAAUUACAGAGAGCUUUUAAUU